CAUGUUCGGUCCCGUUGCCACCGUCCAGCUGAACGAUGUCAAGAUCAUCAAGGAAGCUUUCUCCCGCGAUGUAUUCGUGCCAUGACCGACCUUCUGGUAUUUUGAUGAACGAGCCCGGAUGAACGACGGAGCAACUGGCAUCGUCUUCAGCAGUGGUCAAUCGUGGAAAGACCACCGUCGUUUCAUUCUGCACACGCUGCGCGAUUUCGGCGUGGGCAAAUACAAAAUGGAGGAGAAGAUCGUCGAAGAGGCGGCGACACUGAUCAAACUGCUGGAAGCGGCCAACGGCCAACCAAUCGACACGCGCGCACCGUUAAGCAGCACCGUCGCCAACGUCAUCGGCAGCGUCCUCAUGGGCAAGCGCUACGCUCCCGAUGACCCGGUCUUCGUGGAUAUUAUGCGCUGGACACGGGAGAUUAUUGAGUUCACACCGAAGAAGAUUUUCUUGGCGUCCUUUCCCUAUAUGCGCCAUGUUGUUCCACCUCUUAAAGAUACCUACAACGAGUUACUAGGGAUUUUGCACAAUUUUAAGGCAUUCUUCGGGAAACCUAUUCAGGAACAUUUCGAGAACUGGCAACCGGAUCGCAAUGCCGAUUUCAUCGAUACGUACAUCGCCGCGGUGAAAGAGCAGCAGCCGGCAACCUUUAACAUGAACGAGCUGCAACUGACACUGGACGAUCUCUUUGAAGCCGGAUUUGAGACCACGACGACAACGCUGCGCUGGGCGUUCCUGUUAAUGGCCGCCCAUCCCGAUAUUCAAUCGAAAGUGCACGAUGAGCUGGACAAGGUAAUCCCGGUUGGUUCCUUCGUCAAACUGUCGAAUAAAGAGCAAUUGCCGUACACCGAAGCAACGAUCACGGAGGUGCACCGCUUCGCCAGCGUCGUCCCGAUGGGCGUCAAUCACGCCGCCGAGGAAGACACCACCAUCCAGGGAUACGACAUCCCCAAAGGUACCUGGCUGCAAGCCAACAUCUACUUCGUCCACCACAACACCGACUGGUGGGAUCAACCGGAGCAGUUCAAUCCCGACCGCUUCCUGACGAAGGACAACCAAGUGCUGGCCUCGGACAACGUCAUGCCUUUCGGUCUCGGGAAGCAGCGUUGUCUGGGCGAGGCGUUGGCGCGCGCCGAACUCUUCAUCAUCUUCACCGCCGUCAUGCAGCGCUUCACCGUGCGCCUCCCGGAGAGAGGUCAGGCGGCCGAUCUGACGCCUACCAUGGGAGUUAUUGCGGAUACGCAGCCCCAUCAACUGUGUUUCGUUCCCCGUAAUAACUAGUGGUGUUUUUCAACAACACCGUGAAAUUUGUACUUGCAUAAUGUGGUUCCAUUUUCAGUGAAAAGUUUUAAGCUGUCAACUCGCUUUAUUCUGUUGUUGUCCCCAUCCAGGGUACGUACGUGUUAGCAAACUUGAAGUUGCCCUGCAGCUAUUCACUGUCUGUAUUCACUCUUAUCGGCUCAAUCAGCUCGAUCAGCCGGACAACGUUACGAGACAUCUAAGUCGGCACAACACCGUAACAAACAAUUUUUAUCUAAUUCCGAUGCUAUUUUUACUAAUAAACCAAAA
Messenger RNA from Paramacrobiotus metropolitanus, 1564 nucleotides. Its product is annotated as cytochrome P450 2J2-like. Gene Ontology annotation, molecular function: iron ion binding; heme binding; oxidoreductase activity, acting on paired donors, with incorporation or reduction of molecular oxygen, reduced flavin or flavoprotein as one donor, and incorporation of one atom of oxygen. NCBI's taxonomy places the organism in Eukaryota, Metazoa, Tardigrada, Eutardigrada, Parachela, Macrobiotidae. The transcript is spliced from 6 exons. The record is from RefSeq and is a predicted model, not a curated record. Bases 119 to 1276 code for a protein of 385 amino acids. Gene Ontology annotation, cellular component: intracellular membrane-bounded organelle; cytoplasm. Gene Ontology annotation, biological process: xenobiotic metabolic process.